This is a messenger RNA of Ruditapes philippinarum (Manila clam), 1956 nucleotides long. RefSeq lists its product as uncharacterized. NCBI's taxonomy places the organism in Eukaryota, Metazoa, Mollusca, Bivalvia, Venerida, Veneridae. The record is from RefSeq and is a predicted model, not a curated record. The annotation marks the transcript as partial. The transcript is spliced from 4 exons.
CCUGUAUCUGUAAUUGCACUAUCCUCCAAAAAAAUAAAAUGACUAAUACUCUUCUGGAGGACUCGCCCAUAUGGGCAACCGGUGGCGAGUAUAAAUAAACGCAAAUACACACACACACACACACACACACAGACACUUAGUUCUGCAAUCAGACAGUUGCCUGUUAACGAUUUCAUUAAAAAAGUGCUGAAUUAUGGUAACAAUUUAACGGUUACUGUCUCAUCACUACUGCCAUCUCAAAUUUUAGGAAUCUAAAACGCUCCAAAAACAAAUGAAAUCAAUAUUUCAAUAUCUAACAUUCUAAAGGAAAUAAAAAACAAAUUUAAAGCUAUUUCAAUGAUUUGUUUAAACGAUUACAGUCGAUUAAAGUAUACAUAAUAUUUCUCUCACUUACAUCAACAACAAAUUACCGGAAAAGGAAGUUCAUACAACCGGUGCCGUAGUAAAUAAUAACGGUGUAAAUAGGUCCCAAACUCCAAUUUAUUUGUUUAUGUAUUUACCUGUUUAUGAUCGAAAGGAAGUUUCGUCUCAUGUUAUUACAGCUGAAGGGCUUUAUAAGUCAUAUUUGUGCAGAGGGUCUUUGAGGAUUACAUUUACCAAAGUAAUGGCUUCAUUAGGCAACAGUAUGCAGGAUGGAGGUAGACCAGUUCAAGACACCCCUGAUAAGCUUCAAGAUCUUUGUAUAUUUUAUUGCAUGAACAAUCUAGACAUUCUUGUUGCAUCGUUGAAUAAUGUUAGUGAAUCAAAUGAUGAUAUUUCAUCCACAUUCUCUUUGUUGCUUGGCAACAGAUUGAUGGAGUAUUUCCUAAGUAACAGUUUACCAAGUGAAGAUAAACAGCAAUUUGUUGAUCAAUUGACACAGAACAAUCAAUUAUGCAAUGAAGUGAUAUUGACAAGGAGAGAUGUGUAAGCUCUGAAAAUAUUCAAGAGUUGGCUAAUAAUUCAAUCCGAAGAUUGCAUCUCUCCAUAUUUGAUGAUAGUACAAGUGAAGUUAUUGUUUCAUACGAGGGAAUUAUUAGAAAACAAUCUUCCUUAUUUAAACAAAAGUAUCUCUUUCUCAGAAAUGUGAAGAAAGCCAGAUGACAGGUUUUCUUAAUUUGCUAUGUGGACAGGAGGUUGAUGCGGAUAUUGAAACUGUCGGAGGAAAUGCAGAUGAUUUAGAUAACUCUAUAAAUGCUAGUGGUGAUCAGAACAGAGGAAAAUAUGAUAAUCCAAGCUUUUAUGAGAUGGUUGUUUCUAAUACCAAGUUCCAUGGAUUCCAGAUCAGAAAUCUGGAUGGACAAAAUGAGGGAAGUGGGGAAACUGUUCAAGGAGCAGAGAAAAAUACAGAAGACCAGUCUGAUAUUGCUCCAAACUUAAAAUCUUUCAGCUAUGAGUGUGUCUAUAUGGGAAUGCGCCCACCCAUUUCUGCACAUCACUGCUAUGGAUGGUUUUUAUCAUUUACUGACUGAGAUAUUGUUGAGGAACAAACAAAUACAGUCUUUCUGUCUUGUAACAGUAAUUUCAAACCCAGUAAAAUGGUUCUUAUCGCAACCAAAGAUUCAUUCAAUGAAAAAUAUCCAGUCACUAUGUUUGUCUUUCAAUUGUCCUGAACAGGUAGCUGAGCUUGAGGAACGGGGCAUUCCAUAUACAAAAGAAUUCUUCUCCAACUUACCUCUUCUUGAAAACUUGAGACAUUUAGAUGUUUCCUGCAACUACGAAGGGGGAAACAGCGGAGGCAUUUACUGUUAUAGCGAUAGAAUGGUAGCGCUAUUCACGCAGUCAGUCAAGAAAAUGACACAACUCAAAUCCAUAGAUAUCUCAGGAACUAAUCUUGCUUCAAUCAUUUCUCACAGUAAUUCUAGUGAUACAGAAUGUACAGGUCAUUGUAUGCCUGGGUUUGAGGGUAGACAGUUUGAUUUUCUUGGAUUGUAUGGCAAUGAAGAAUGUAGGCACAGUUUUAUUCCAGCUCGAAGG